AUGUCUUUGCGGAUUCUUCUCCUUCUCUUCGCUAUUUCUUGCCUUUCCUAUGCAGGACGAUGCCGAUUUCGUGAAAGCAGAGUUAAUGAACAGGUAAUUCGAAUUGGGCGCGGUUGCCGUGGAAGAGUCUCAUUGGCAGGGGAAGAAUACUGGUCAUCUGUCGGCUAUGAUGGCAGGUUAAGGGAUGGCCGUACCACUAGUGACUUCCUCACACUUCCUCAAUCUGGUGGGGGACAAGUUCGAGAUGGUUGGGUGGCUUUUUGGUGAGU
Molecule: messenger RNA, 269 nt
Organism: Strongylus vulgaris
Lineage: Eukaryota; Metazoa; Nematoda; Chromadorea; Rhabditida; Strongylidae
Source: the annotation of a GenBank genome assembly